Molecule: messenger RNA, 2699 nt
Organism: Macroventuria anomochaeta
Lineage: Eukaryota; Fungi; Ascomycota; Dothideomycetes; Pleosporales; Didymellaceae
Product: terpene synthase
Exons: 3
Coding region: 388-2634 (748 amino acids)
Biological process (GO): triterpenoid biosynthetic process; ergosterol biosynthetic process
Cellular component (GO): lipid droplet
Molecular function (GO): lanosterol synthase activity
Source: RefSeq, a predicted model, not a curated record
GCUCCAAGCAUGAUUCAGCUGUUGUUCGCUCUCGGUCUCGCAGUUGCUCUUAACCUGUAGACGAGGUGGAGUUGCUGUUUACCUCUGCCACUGGUAAGGCCGCGCAAUAGAAACGUACAGUAAACUUCACGAGGAAAGCUUUCCGUGCGCAACAUUACACUGUAGCUCCCAAGGUUCCCGAGAGUUGCACGUCGCGUGUGUAUUACAGGAAGAUGUUCAACUCACAAUGUCCGAGAAAGACAUGUGAUUCGCCGUCGAACGCGCCUUUGCUCACGCCAAGAUGUCCGACCAAAAGUCACCUCAAAUAUUCAACAAUCCCACAUGCGCUCCACGAUGCCAGUGUGAGAUUUACACAAUAAUCACGACGUACACGACUACUUAAUAAACAUGCAACACGCGACCAAUGGCACGGCGAACGGCGCCACAAACGGCAUGACCAAACGUGGGGCGAACGGCCAUACACAAGUACCUAUCGGUGUGAAGACCGGCGCAAAUAGGGAUCAGAAGACGGACUAUACAAGGUGGAGGCUAAGAGAUGACCGGGGAUGUCAGACAUGGCAUUAUUUGCAGGGUGAAGAGGAGGUAGAGGAGUGGCCACAGAGUGCAGCGGACAGGUACUUCUUGGGUAUGGAGACGGGCCUCCCAGAACUCCGGACCGCAAAGACACCGCUCGAAGCCGCCGAAAAUGCACUCUCUUUCUUCUCGAAACUCCAAUUACCGCCUGGAAACUGGGCCUGCGAGUAUGGCGGACCUAUGUUCCUCCUCCCCGGGCUGGUCAUCACCUGGUAUGUCACCGAGACACCAAUCCCAACCGAACGGGCAAUCGAAAUCAAGAAUUACCUCUUCGCGCGCGCGCAUCCCGAAGAUGGCGGCUGGGGGCUACACAUCGAGGGCGAGAGCAGCGUGUUCGGCAUAGCUAUGAACUAUACAGUUUUGCGAUUGCUCGGCGUAGAUCCAGAGGACCCUAGAAUGCAGAAGGCGCGCAGCACGCUAUGGAAGUUGGGCGGAGCACUCAAUGGACCUCACUGGUCGAAGUUCUGGCUGAGCGUGCUUGGUGUCAUGGAGUGGGAUAUUGUCAACCCUGUGCCACCGGAGCUGUGGUUGCUACCGGACUGGAUGCCCAUCGCACCGUGGCGCUGGUGGAUCCAUAUGCGCCAUGUCUUCUUGCCUAUGUCAUAUGUUUACUCCAAGCGAUGGUCGUAUCCCUUGAACGACUUGACGCGACAACUGCGUUCAGAGUUACUUACGCAGCCAUUCGAAACUAUCACAUUUAGUGCGCACCGUAACAGCAUUUCUCCUAUGGACGACUAUCAUCCCAAGGCUUGGAUCCUGAAGCUGCUCUUCUGGUUCCUUGCGGUCAUCUGGGGUCCUUACCUAAGGCCUGCAUGGCUCGUGGAGCGCGCGGAAAAGCACGUUUGGUGGUUGAUCCAAGCGGAGGACAAGAACACGGACUUCUCGAACCUUGGACCAGUCAACGGACCUAUGAACACGCUAUGUGCAUAUAUCAAGCAUGGUCCUGAAGGUUACGCUUUUCAGGAGCAUCUGAAGACACUGCCCGAGUUUCUUUGGAUGAAAGACGAAGGCAUGCUUAUGAACGGCACAAAUGGCGUACAGACUUGGGAUACAGCCUUUACUGUCCUCGCGGCCGACUCAUGCGGCUUCCUUUCGCAGAAACAGUACCGCCCGAUGUUCACCAAGGCUCUGGAGUUCCUUGAGGACCAACAAAUAUUGGCGGAAGUUGACGACCAGCAAGCAUGCUACCGCCAGCAACGAAAGGGCGCCUGGGGCUUCAGCACGCGCAAACAAGGUUACGCAGUCAGCGACUGCACAUCAGAAGGUCUCAAAGCAACCCUCAUUCUCCAAAACCAACACGACUACCCCACCCUCGUCGAAGAGCGCAGACUCAAAGACGCAAUCGAUGUCCUCCUCACAAUGCAGAACUCCUCCGGUGGCUGCGCAUCCUACGAACCGACCCGCGGCUCCGAACUGCUUGAGCACCUCAAUGCUGCCGAAGUCUUCGGCAGAAUCAUGAUCGAGUACGACUACGUCGAGUGUACGACCGCUGUUGUCACGGCCCUGCAGAUGUUCCAGAAACACUACCCUUCCUACCGCAGCGCAGAAAUAGUCGCUUUCCGCGACCGUGCUGUCGACUACAUCCGCUCUGCGCAGCGGCCCGAUGGGUCUUGGUACGGCGCUUGGGGUAUCUGCUUCACGUACGCUGCCAUGUUUGCCAUGGAAUCUCUCAAGAGUGUUGGUGAGACGUAUGAGAACUCCGAGCGUGUGCGCAGGGCAUGUCAAUUCUUCCUUGAUCGCCAGAUGGAAGAUGGUGGCUGGGGCGAGACGUAUAAGUCUUGUGAGACUGGCGAGUAUUGCCAGCAUGAGAAGAGCCAGGUUGUGCAGACUGCAUGGGUGGUUAUUGCGAUGCUGGAGGGAGGCUUCCCGGAUAAGGAGCCGUUGAGGAAGGCACUUAAGAUGAUCAUGAGCAGACAGCAGGCGAAUGGAGAGUGGAAGCAGGAGGCUAUUGAGGGAGUGUUUAACAAGAGCUGUAUGAUCUCCUACCCAAACUACAAGUUCAUCUUCCCAAUCAAGGCGCUGGGUAUGUAUGCUAAGCGCUUCGGCAACGGGCCCUUGUAGAUGGUCGGUACCGCAAAAGGAUAAUAACCACGAUGAUAAUAUUAAUGAAGAGCUAUAACUCUAUC